AGUACGUGAGCAAAUAUAUCUUAUUUUCUACUUUAAAAAGAAAUUAUGCAUCAUAAAUUGCUUCGAUACUAUGAAAUAACAUGAUUUGGAGUGUUAAAAUUUAUUAACUAAAUGAUAUAUGAUACCAACAAAGUAUAAUAUGAGAUUAGCUAACAAAAUAAAUCAUAUAUAUCAUGAUAUACAAAAUGAAGUACCAAAUAAAAGUUAAGAUUUUAAUAAACAAGCUAGCUUGAACUCGACUUGACUCGGCUCGUUAAUAAAUGAGCUGAGCUCGACUCAUUUAUUAACGAGCCGAGCUCAAGUUGGGGUAAAACUCGACUCGACUCGACUCAUUUGCGGCCCUAAUAACAAUAUUCUAGUUGUCUCAAGAAGACAAAUGAGCGAGUGGUUUGUGUUCAAUUUAAAAUAAUCUGGUUUGAUAUUUGGUUCGCUAAUAAAUGAAUGGAGUUUGAGCUAUGUCGUGUUCACAGUUCGUAAGAUUCAUGAGCUAUUUUGCCUUGGUGGUUUGUUGACUUGAACUCAACUAAUGAGUUAUACUCGUUUUGAGGGCUCAUGAGUUGGUCGGCUCAUAGUCUUUCUACGGAGUCGUCUCGACUGGUGAUUUUUUAUAAAAUCAAUAUAUAAGUUAUAAAUUGGUUUAUUGAUAUUCAUAUGUUUGUUAAAUUAUUUAUCUAGAUGUUUAAUAUCACGAGCACUUGUGUAAAUAUGUAUCAUUUAUAAUUUGAUAGAGAAAUUAUGUUUCAAAGUCAAAACUCGGCUAUUUUUUUGUCCCGUCCGUCCUAGGUCAAUAAUGGAGACGGGCAUGUCGGCAUAAUAAAUCAAAAAAUUGUGGGAUUGCUUCAUUUAUGGCUUUACGUACCCAACCUAGAACAAAGGAUUGCAGAACAGGACAGGAAAAAAGAGAUGUGGCCGUGUGGGAUAUUGGCGCAACCAAUUAAAGUCUCAUAUUAAUUUGGGUAAAUCUUGCAGAAUGCAAGGACUACCUGAGCAAAUCCCUGAUUCUGCUGGGAGAGAUUGGAGGAAUCGACUACAACCGUGCGUUCUUCGAAGACGUUGCCGCCGACGAGAUCAUCGCCAUCGUGCCAUAUGUCGUCGCCGAGAUUGGCAAAUCAAUCCAGGUAAAACCUAAAAAAAAAAAAAAACAUUUUACCAGCUGAAAGUUUCUUCCAUAAUUUUCACCCGCUUAUUAUUACUGUGAUCUUGACUGGUUUUAGAAAUGAAAAUUUCGAAAUGCAGCAAUUGGUUGAGUUAGGGGCGGUCACAAUUCUGAUCCCCGGGAACCUCCCGAUCGGGUGCUGGCCGGGUUAUUUGACCAAAUUCUGGAGCCCCAACAAGGAAGAUUACGACCCGUUAAGCGGCUGCCUCGUCUGGUACAACAAUUUCGCCCAGCACCACAACAUCCUUCUCCAACAGGAAAUUGCUAGGCUGCAGAAGCUCUACCCUCGCACAAACUUGAUGUACGGGGACUACUACGGCUCCGCCACUCGAUUUCAUCGACACCCUGAAAAAUUCGGUACGUUCUUCUAAUCUCCCUAGUGUCGAAUAUUAGGGGUGGGCAAACGGUUCGAUAAACCCGAACCGAAACCGAAUUAAACCGAAACCGAAACCGAAAUAAUGCUAUUCGGUUCGAAAUUCGGAAGGAAAAUAUGGAUAUUUCGGAAAUCAGGGUUCUUUCAACCGAACCGAAAUUCCGACCGAAAAUCCGAAAUACUAUAAUUGCAACCUCCAAAUGGUGGAUUUUUAUGUUUGUAGUUGUUUUUUUACUUAAAUAUUUGAAAUAUUUUAUGACUUAUGUAUUGAAAUGUUUCAUUUUAUCAUUGAUGAUGCAUAUAAUUGCAUAUUUAUUGUUUAUAUUAGGGGUGAAAAAUAAUUUAAAAGUGAGAAGAUACAAGUAGCCUCAUAAAUUCGGUUUUGUGUUAAAAACCGAACCAAACCGAAUUAUAAUUUGGUUUAAACCGACCGAACCAAAUUAUAAUUCGGUUCGAAGUUUGAGAGAAUUCGAGGACCCGGUAUUCAUAAUUUCGGUUCGGUCGAAACCGAACCGACCGAAUGCCCACCCCUAGUGUCGAUAUGAUUUUUCGUGUAGAAUUUGAUAACGCGGAAUUGAAACGAACACAGAACACAAGAGUUUUACGUGGUAUCCUCGAUCGAUUGGUUGAUCGAGACUAAUCAACGGUGAGCUCGGAAGUGCUGACAACUGACGUUUUAUUGAACGACUACAUCGUGACGGCUUGCUUACGACAAUCUCGUAGCUAAACUUAUAUAGAGAGACUUAGGGUUAAAACCCCAAUGACAACCAGGUUUCCUUUUUUGACAAGGAGAAGGAAACAAGGGACUUUGAAGGACAAUGAAUUAAUUAUUUUGACCUAAUAAUUAAUAUCCUCGACAUUUCGUGAUAGCAGAAAGUAAGGUGUGCAAUGAUAACGAUUUCGAUAUUGACUUUUGUUUGAAUGGGAUUGUGUUCUUAUCUAUCAAACCUUGGUGGGAAUUUAGGGUUCACCGGAUCGGCGGUGGUGGCUUGUUGUGGCGGUGGAGGUCCGUACAACUACAACGAGUCACUGAUUUGUGGGAACGAGGGCUCGAAGGCUUGUGCGGAGCCGUCGACUUACGUGAACUGGGACGACCAUCAUUUCACCGAAGCGGCGUACAGGAUAGUGGCUAAGGACGUUUUGGAAGGCCCGUUUUCGACUCCAAGAUUCAAUGCGUCUUGUCUGGUGGGCCGGGCAAGCGACGAUGGGCUUCAUUCUGCCUAUUAGUUUUGUUUUGGGCCCACGAAGGGAAUGUCUAGGGCAUCGUUCCAGUGAUUGAUAAUCUGUUAAAUGGGCAUUUUGUUUCUGUUUCAGCCUACUAGUUUGUUGUGUUGUGUACUUGUGUGUCCUGAUUUGUUGUUGUCGCCCCGCUUAUUAAGCGGAAUAGCAAAACUACGGGAUGAAUUAUGUUAGAGUGAUCGAUUGAUAAAAAAAAAAAAAAUGAUUGAAUUAUGUUGUACUAUUUUUCUUCUUCUCGCUUCUUAGUUCUUACCAAGCCUUUUUUUGUCAACAGAGCAAUCAUCUAUAGGACAAAAAAGAUAUACAAGUGUUUUGUCUGCUUGGUUAACUUGGAGGGAAGGAGCUGAACGCUAGCGUUUGAUAUAAACAACCGAACUCUACAAUCAAAUCUUAAAUCUCUAUUUCUAUUGUGUUAGCUCUUCUUCUUCUCUCGUAGCUAGUUCAUCCAAUAGCUACGAAUUGAGACGAAGACAAUGGCGGAUACAUGGAUUGGAAAACCCCUAAAAUUUGAAAACAUGAUUAUUCAACCUUCAAUAGUAGUUUGCGUAAAAGUAAAGUGGUAGUGGGAUA
This is a messenger RNA of Linum trigynum, 3338 nucleotides long. Lineage: Eukaryota; Viridiplantae; Streptophyta; Magnoliopsida; Malpighiales; Linaceae. The record is from the annotation of a GenBank genome assembly.